AUGGCUGUGGGACUGGUCGUGGAUUACUCCAUGCACAUGGCCCACAGCUUCGGGCUGCAAGAUGGAUCGCUGCCACGUGCCAAGCGUGCUGAGCUGGCCAUGAAGGAAAUGGGACAGCCUAUUUUCAUGGGUGUCAGCACAACCUUCUUGGCCAUCUUGCCUUUGGCAUUCUCAGCCAGUCAGGUUUUCCGCGUUUUCUUCAAGAUGUUCUUUGGCAUUGUCUUGGCAGGUGGUUCACACGGGCUGAUCUUCCUUCCUGUAUGCAUGUCCAUGUUUGGUCCCAGUGUGACGAACACUGACGCGGAGGGUGCUGCUCGCAAGGUCGCCGACGUUGAGACACUCUUCGAGGACUUGACCUUGUGGACUUGGUGGCACAGCCCACGUGUGCAGAUCCGAAAUCCCUGUGGACACCUUGGCUUCACCUGGAUGGCGAACAUGACCGACACACGCGUGAAGCUCUUCGAAAGCGUGGACCCCGCUUUCAUGGUCCAACUACGCGAUGACCCGGGCCUCUUCAUGAAGUUCACGAGCGACAUGCGGAGCAGGAUGAUCUUGCCACUGGACCCAGCGGCUAUCUGGUGCAAAGAGAACAGCUUCCGGAAAAUCUUGGAUUCCAUGAAUGUGAACUCAGCGGAGAGAUGCAGCAAGCUGACCUCCUGA
Molecule: messenger RNA, 660 nt
Organism: Symbiodinium necroappetens
Lineage: Eukaryota; Dinophyceae; Suessiales; Symbiodiniaceae
Source: the annotation of a GenBank genome assembly